AAACAUAUCACUUUCAUUUUAACAUUCAACUUAAUAUAGUCAGGAUAAUAUACUUUAGAAACUUAAAUAUGUAAGCAUUUAUGGAUUUUAACAAUGGAUUUUUAUUAUAAUGAGUUACUAGUUUAUAUCCUAAGGUGAUGGCUUUUCUCAAUUGCAGCAUUCUGGAGACGUUAUACUGUACAGGGUGUUCACUCAGUCUGGGCUAUGUAUACAGGUGCACACCCAAGAAUCUGGACUAUAAGAGGGACUUGUUUUGCCUCAGUGUUGAAGCUGUUGAAAGUUAUAUUUUAGGGUCCUCUGAAAAUCAUAUUGUGCCAGAAGAUAAAGAGCUUUUUAAUCUUGAAAGCAGAGUUGAAAUAGAAAAGUCUUUAAAACAGAUGGAAGAUGUCUUGAAAGUAUUAGAAACGAAGCUAUGGGAGAUGGAAUCAAAAUUGUCCUUUACUGGUUGUAAGAGCUGAACUCUGUUCCCUGAUUUCCAUUCUGCCCUUCUUUAUUUGCUAAAUAAAAAAGAAUU
Messenger RNA from Tupaia belangeri chinensis (Chinese tree shrew), 514 nucleotides. Its product is annotated as protein Mis18-alpha-like. Lineage: Eukaryota; Metazoa; Chordata; Mammalia; Scandentia; Tupaiidae. Gene Ontology annotation, biological process: chromosome segregation; CENP-A containing chromatin assembly. The record is from RefSeq and is a predicted model, not a curated record. Gene Ontology annotation, cellular component: chromosome, centromeric region; chromatin; nucleus. Bases 138 to 458 code for a protein of 106 amino acids. The transcript has 3 exons.